Molecule: messenger RNA, 4233 nt
Organism: Solanum pennellii
Lineage: Eukaryota; Viridiplantae; Streptophyta; Magnoliopsida; Solanales; Solanaceae
Exons: 4
Coding region: 1-4233 (1410 amino acids)
Biological process (GO): proteolysis
Molecular function (GO): aspartic-type endopeptidase activity
Source: RefSeq, a predicted model, not a curated record
AUGGAAAAGGCAGAACGCCACCCAACCAGGCUGCCAGCAGCAGGCGCAAGGGGGCAGACUGCCCAAGCCGGCCAGCAGGCAAGGGGGCCAGCAGCAGUUGAAGAGGCAGCCGUUACAACAGUUUCAGCUGUUACGGCAGUUACAGCCGUUACAGCUGUUACAACAAGUAGUGGGGCGGCAGUUUCAAGCUUGGAGAGGCUUGUGCAGAACGUUCAUCGUAAGAGGAGGACGAACGAAGGAGACGGUAGCGGCGCUAGCACCACCCCCAACGUUCGCACUAAGGGAGGAAAGAAGAACAAGAAAGGGAAGAACAAGCAGCAGCAGAAGGGUAACGAACCCAGUCUGCCCAAUCCUCCACCAGGCGAUCUUCCACCAGGCGGUCUUCCACCAGGCGAACUGCUACCAAGUGAUCCUACACCAAGCGGUGGACAAACAUCUUUCCAGCACAAUAUUGUCGAUGAAAGUGACGACGGCGAUGAGGCCAUAGACGUUACUGUCGGACAUGAAUGGAUUGCCAGCGUUGAGAUGGCAAGGCAAGCUGUGGAGAUCUUGGGCCAGCGUUUGAAUGGGUUGGACAGUGAUGUCAAAGACCUUGAAGAACAUUCCCUUGAGGAAGUUGAUGCCAUCCGGAAGGAGUUGGAGGUACGCAAGCGGACUGAAUUAGCGAUGAAGGAAACCAUUACUUCCUUGGAGUUCAGGUUCUUGGACGCCCUUGGGACGAUUGAGACGCUGAAGAACAAGGUUGAAGCUCUCGAAGAAGAGAGGGAGGUUGUUGUAUCAACAUCACUUGGCCAGGAAAGGGAGCCCAGAGUCGAGGUUCCCAAGCCACCAACAUUCAAGGGUGUCCGCGAUGCCCUAGAGGUAGGAAAUUUCCUAUGGCACUUGGAAAAUUAUUUCAGGUGUAAUCGGGUCAGGAGUGAUGCAAACAAGAUCAACACUGCCGUGUUGUAUCUUUCCGACGUAGCCAUGUUAUGGUGGAAACGCAAAGAUGCCGAGAUUAAGAGGGGCACACGCACCAUCAACACAUGGGAAAAAUUCCUUGAGGAAUUCAAGAAAGCUUUCUUCCCCAACAAUGCUGUUUAUGAAAUGAAAUGCAAACUCCGGGAGUUGAAGCAGACGGGAAGUAUUAGGGCCUAUGUGAAAGAGUUCACAAUUUUGACCCUUCAAAUUCCCCAACUCACAGAAGAUGACAUGCUGUUCACCUUCAUGGACGGGCUGCAGAAUUGGGCGAGGACCGAGUUAGAGCGGCGUCAAGUAAAAACCAUUGAUGAGGCCAUCACUCAAGCCAAAACCUUGACAGAUUUCAAACUUGAUCGUUUGGACAAGGCGAAGGGCAAAGAGGUAAGGGGCAGUCAAGCUAAAGGAGGGGGAGACCGUGGCCGAGGCAGAGAACAGUCGGCACAUCCCAAGCAGCAAGACACGCCCAAGCCGGACGGCAGACGGUUUGAACGCCAGAAAUACUCGGAGAAGCGGACGCAGUCCAGCAAAGGAGACGGGUGCUAUAUAUGCCGCGGACCACACGGUUAUGCCAGGUGCCCAGAAUUGAAGAGCAUUGGUGCCAUCGUCCGGGAGCGGAAGGACAAGGAGGCACAAGAGAAGGCGAAACCGGCAGACACCACUCAGUUGGGCAUGGUUGGAAUAUGUGGAGCCAUAGCCAAGCAGGCCGACAAGCCAGGGGAUUUCAGUACGCAGUACGUGGAUAUCUCCAUCAAUGGGCAACCAGUUCGGGCCGUGGUAGAUUCCGGGGCUGAAGCCAACAUCAUGACCAAAGCGGCGGCAGAAAAAUUGGGACUGAAAAUUGUUCCAAGCAACAAUCGUCUCAAGACGGUCAAUGCCCCACCAACUCCCAUAUGUGGAAUUGCUCAUGGGGUCAGCAUCACUUUAGGACGGUGGAGAGGUAAGACGAAUUUUACCGUAGCUCCUUUGGACAUAUCCGAUGUUAUUCUUGGACAGGAAUUCUUUCAGCGUUGUCACACGAUGAUUGAUCCCUACCUUCAACAACUCAUGGUGAUGGAAGGGGAAGGGUCUUGUAUGGUGCCUCUUGUUAGGGUGCCGAAGAAAGACGGAUAUGCCCAAUUGUCAGCCAUGCAGAUUUUGAAGGGCCUGAAGAAAGGAGCACCAACCUUCUUAGCCACCAUCGCAAGUUCGGGUGUAGACCAUGGUGCUAUGGAGCCAUUACCACCUAUCAUAGAGACUGUUUUGCAGGAAAACAGUGAUGUGAUGCCGGAGGAGCUGCCAAAAACUCUACCUCCAAGGCGCGAGGUAGACCACAUGAUCGAGUUGGAGGAAGGAGCCAAGCCACCUGCGCUUGCACCUUAUCGCAUGGCUCCGCCUGAGUUAGAGGAAUUGAGGAAGCAGUUGAAAGAGCUCCUCGAAGCAGGUCACAUUCGUCCAUCCAAGGCACCCUAUGGAGCGCCGGUGCUGUUUCAGAAAAAGAAAGAUGGGUCGAUGCGUCUAUACAUUGACUACAGGGCGCUCAACAAGAUCACAAUUCGGAACAAGUAUCCAAUCCCGCUGAUCGCAGAUUUGUUUGAUCGUCUUGGAGAGGCCAAGUACUUCACCAAGAUGGAUCUCCGGAAAGGUUACUAUCAAGUGCGCAUUGCAGAGGGGGAUGAGCCAAAGACAGCAUGCGUGACCAGGUAUGGAGCAUUCGAAUGGUUGGUGAUGCCCUUCGGCUUAACCAACGCACCUGCCACAUUGUGCACGCUGAUGAACGAGAUUUUACAUCCCUACUUGGACCAGUUCGUAGUAGUGUACUUAGAUGACAUAGUCGUCUAUAGUAGCACUUUGCAGGAACAUGUGGAGCACUUGAAGAAGGUCUUCAAAGUCUUGCGGCAGAAUCAGCUUUAUGUCAAGCGGGAGAAGUGCGAGUUCGCCCAACUAAAGAUACAUUUCUUGGGCCAUGUGAUCAGCCAAGGUGAACUUCGUAUGGACGAGGCAAAGGUAAAGGCGAUCCAAGAUUGGGAAGCGCCUACGAAAGUGACCGAGCUACGUUCUUUUCUUGGACUUGCUAAUUAUUAUCGCAGGUUCAUUAGCGGGUACUCCGUUAUUGCUGCCUCACUGACCGAGCUGCUGAAGAAGAACAGGCCUUGGCUGUGGAGCGAGGAGUGCCAGGAGGCAUUUGAAGGUCUUAAGGCUGCAGUUACUGAAGAACCAGUCUUGAUGCUGCCUGAUUUCACCAAGACCUUCGAGAUCCAUACGGAUGCUUCUGAUUUUGCCAUUGGGGGAGUCUUGAUGCAGGAGAAGCACCCCAAAGGAUUUGAAAGCCGGAAGUUAAAUGAAGCUGAACGACGGUACACGGUGCAGGAGAAAGAGAUGACGGGCAUUGUGCAUUGUCUAUGCACAUGGAGGCACUAUCUACUAGGCUCCAAAUUUGUAGUAAAAACUGACAACGUUGCCACUAGCUAUUUUCAGUCGCAGAAGAAGAUCACACCAAAGCAGGCUCGUUGGCAGGAUUUCUUAGCAGAAUUUGACUACAACUUGGAGUACAAACCAGGAAGGGGCAAUGUGGUAGCCGAUGCAUUGAGCAGGAAGACUGAAUUAGCGGCCAUCUCCUCAGUCCAUAGUGAAUUCCAAGGCGCAAUCAAAGAUGGUAUGCAACGCGAUCCGGAAGCCAAGAAGAUUAUGCAGCUGGAUGCUCAAGGCCAAACCAAACGGUUUUGGGUAGAAGACGGGUUCUUGCUUACCACUGGCCGGAGAGUUUAUGUACCGAAGUUCGGAUUCAUCAGGCGGCGUAUUAUCAAGGAAAGCCACGACACUCCGUGGGCUGGGCAUCCAGGACAGAAGAGAACGAGGGCAUUAGUGGAGGCCUUCUAUUUCUGGCCACGUAUGCGGGAAGAGAUCGAGCAGUAUGUGCAGACUUGUCUUGUGUUCCAGCAAGACAAGGUAGAGCAAAGACAACCAGGAGGGCUGUUGGAGCCAUUACCCAUAGCUGAUCGUCCAUGGGAGAGUAUAUCUAUGGAUUUCAUCACUUCUUUGCCGAAGUCAAACGGGUUUGGCACUAUUAUGGCAGAACGCCACCCAACCAGGCUGCCAGCAGCAGGCGCAAGGGGGCAGACUGCCCAAGCCGGCCAGCAGGCAAGGGGGCCAGCAGCAGUUGAAGAGGCAGCCGUUACAACAGUUUCAGCUGUUACGGCAGUUACAGCCGUUACAGCUGUUACAACAAGUAGUGGGGCGGCAGUUUCAAGCUUGGAGAGGCUUGUGCAGAACGUGGGGCAGACUAGGAGCAUCUAG